Athalia rosae (coleseed sawfly) is the source of this 1293-nucleotide messenger RNA. RefSeq lists its product as uncharacterized. The transcript has 2 exons. Bases 143 to 1165 code for a protein of 340 amino acids. The record is from RefSeq and is a predicted model, not a curated record. Lineage: Eukaryota; Metazoa; Arthropoda; Insecta; Hymenoptera; Athaliidae.
GGAUUACGGAUGUGACAUUCGCUCGCAGUGAAAGUGGUCCUCCUCACAUUCGGAUCCGACGCUCGAGUUUAAGUAUAAAAACCGUGAAUUUUCACUACGAAGACACAUUCGAUUUCCAGCGUCCGCCAAAUCGAGUCACAAGAUGCGCGUCUUCUUGCUCUGCAUUCUCGCCGUUUCCGCGAUCGCUUCGGAGACGAAAAGCAACGACAAGAAAAGGAGCCCCUCCUUGGACGCGGUCGCUGCAUCGGCCGCGGCUGAUUACUCCUCAUUGUCAAACGGAUACGCGGACGCCGAACGGAUCUCCAACGGAUUGAACAACGCCUACGAGAACGCCGCACUGGACAAUGCUUACAACAACGCCGCUUUGAACGGUGAAUUGAACAACGCCGCUAACAAUGCCGCCCUGAACAACGCCUACAACGACAACGUUUACAACAACGUUGCCCUCGACUCCGGAUUGAAUUCAGGGUUGAUCAGGGCUCAAGCCCAGUCCAUCGCCGGACCGGAGGGGCCGAUUUCAUCCGCCGUCGUCGACCGCGUUGUUCCGGUUGCCGUAACGGUCGCUCAACCCGUCGAGGUAACCCGCAACGUCGCCGUCCAAGUGCCACAGUACGUUCCCAUUGAACACAACCGUCCCGUUCCCGUUGCGGUUCCGCAGCCGAUCGCCGUACCGGUGAACAAGCAUUACGCCGUCCCCGUCGACAGACCGAUACCGGUCCUCGUGCCGCACGCGGUUCGCGUAACUUACCCCCGCGUUGCGAUUCCAUUCCAAGUACCCGAGCCGUACGUCGCGUCUCUCCGACAGUCGAACUACGGCCUCGAGUCCGCAUACGGAGGAGAACGUCUUCCCUACAGCGUGAUCGAGGCUCUCAACAACGGGCUGAACGCCUACAACGGCAACAUCAAACCUUCGGCAGCCGCUUUGUACGCCGCGAGUCAGACCCCCGGACUCGGAACUUACGCGAGGCAGGGAAGUCUCGGUUCGGCGUUGGGAUCCUCCAACAACGGUUACAACGAUAACCAGAGGUACGCCGGUUCCGGACUUCAGUCGUCGGGAUCUUGGGCGAGUCCGAGCUACUCUGGUGUACAGGGGAGUUACUCUCAGCGCGUCAGUUCCGGCGUUAGCGAAGGUUACAGUUACAACCGACCAGCCAAAUCGUGGUGAACGCCGAGAUGCGUGGAACGGCACAGUUCGUGAAUCGUUAGAAGAACCAAAUAAUUUUUUUCUUCAAUUAGUAAAAUGUUUAUGUUAAACUCUGCGCAAAUAUAGAAUUUUUAUUUUUUCUUACGAAA